GCGGAGCCUGUUCGUUCGGUAACGGGGAGAAAGAAGAAAAAGAGGAGCGGACACGGACGGACGCCGCCAGUCGUGUUCGGUUGGUGUUCAGCGGUUGUUUCCAAAUGGCAACGACGGCGGAAGAGCAGCGGGAACCGGCUGAUGUCGCGCCGCUGUCGACGCUCCACAGCUGCCACCAUCAAAACAACAACAAUAAUAACAACAACAACAACAACAAAGACAGCGAGGCGGCAGAGAGCACGGCUUCCACCGGCGGCCCGAGCGAACCUGGAGGGACGGCGGCGCAGAGUGUCGGGAACGGUUCCGUCAUCAGUGCCGCCGGCGGGAACAGCAGCAAGUGGGUCCGGCUGAACGUCGGCGGUACGGUGUUCCUGACCACCCGGCAGACCCUCCUCAAAGAGCAAACUUCGUUCCUGUACCGGCUGUGCCAGCAGCAGGACCUGCACUCGGACACGGAUGAGACAGGAGCAUAUGUGAUUGACAGAGACCCCACAUACUUUGGGCCCAUCCUCAACUACCUACGCCAUGGCAAACUGGUUUACAACAAGGAGCUCGCUGAAGAAGGUGUCCUGGAAGAGGCAGAGUUCUAUAAUAUCACCCCAUUGAUCAAACUGAUCAAGGAGAGGAUCCUGGAGAGAGACUCCAAGGCCACACAGCAGGUGCCCCCAAAACACGUCUAUCGAGUGUUGCAGUGCCAGGAGGAGGAGCUAACGCAAAUGGUCUCCACCAUGUCAGACGGCUGGAAGUUUGAGCAGGUCAGCGUGCGCGCCUGCAGAAAGCCCCGCACUGGACUGCUCUGGACUAUGGUGAACAUAGGCUCAUCCUACAGCUACGGCACUGAGGAUCAGGCCGAGUUCCUGUGUGUCGUAUCAAAGGAGCUUCACACCGCUGGAUCUGGACUGAGCACAGAGCAGAGCCACAAAACAAAGGUGGCGGAGUUGCAGGAGGAGGAAGCAGGAGUGAAGGCUAAGGAGGAGGAGGAGGAGGUGGUGGUGGAGGAGGGAGGGAGCGAUACCACCCCAAAUGAGUGGAUUAGAGAAUGAGGGGGUCAUGUUUGUUCCAAAGAGAGGCCAGAAUUGCUUUUCCAGAUGCAUGGAUCCCGGAUGUAGAACUUCCAAUGACCUAAGUUAAAAAAAAAAAAAAAAGUUUAUUUUGACAUUAUUCACACAGUGUAUUUGUGUGUUGGGUCAACAGUUAUCCAAAAACAUCUGUGGUGUUAAUCUGCUUAAUGACAAAAUACCUAAUGGAAACAAAUAUCAAAAUUCUAUCGCCACCAAUUUUUUCUAAUUUUCAGUUGAAAUAAUGUGUUGACAGAAGCGUUUUAUCACCAAGAGCGGUAGUAAAGCUUAGUAAAUUCCAACCAAAGAUCGGAAGGAGAGCUGACUGAACCACGGUGCUCAAACUGGCAGGAGAAAUAAAAUAAGGCUUUCUGUUUUUGUUACACUGUGAGCUGUUGCUGCUGAAACACUGCAGGCGUCAGCAAAUCAGCAGAGCUGAUCUGUGCAGCGUCAUCAUUUAAAAAUAAAACAACACUAAAGCGAACAUCACUCUUUAUUAUUCCCAGCAGUGACGAUGCAAUGUUGACCCAAACUGUAAAGAAACAGUUCUGUAUUCUUUCAAAUAUGUUGUCCAGAAUUCUCUCGUUCAUGUUUAUAUUUUGAGGAAGAAUUCAGAUCAGAAAGCAGAAUUGCUGCAGUAGGGAAACUUUUACAGUCGCACUCCUCUUCCACUAUCUGAGGAGUCCACUUGUAAGAGCUGUCUGUAAUCAAAUCACUACAGCAGAAGGCGUCUCACAGAGAGUGGUGCUCUUUCAAGCAAAAAAACCUCCAUCAAGGUCCAAAAACAAUCUGCUGGAUCUAGAUCAAGAUCCAAAGCCGGUGACUAUCAGAGGAAGUCAGGGAUCAUACACUUGAGUGCUGUUUGCAUUUAAGCUUCCCACCCAAUAUGCAAAAGUUAAGACAAACAUGCAAAAAGUCUUGUGAUCAAUUUAGCUGUAUUGUCAAAGACACGUAAUUUCAAGUCUGUAACUGUGUUCCAGUUGUAGCAGUAUCUCGGCAUGGGAUCGGAUUUUCAGCGAACAACUUGUUCCGGUGAUUGUUUGCCUGGUCUUGUCUUCUUUCACUCAGCUGUGCUUCACCAAAUCAGAUAAUGCGCAGAAGUAUAAAACGCAAGCUCAGGUUGUCUGGGUGAUCAGUGUCAACAAUCCAGCAGUGGUUCUGUCAUCUAAUCCACCCUGGAGCGAUCAAACUUCACAAAUCAGAUAUAAGGUCUCGCAGGAAGUGACAGAGUGAAAUCGGGGCCAAGGACAUCUGCUAGCCAUCCCACACUCACAUCGCCUCCGGUGCUUAACGAGCGCGCCGCGGCUCACUUCUCUGAAUCUGCGCUCGGUGGUGUGGUGAUGCACAGACCAUGUCACCUCGAGUCAGUGACUUCAUGCUGUCAGAUAGAGGUUAUAAAAGGGGAGUCGCAUGCUAUACAAUAUGUUUCAUUUGGAUGAAUUCAAGGUCAUCUCCUUUAAACUGGUUUGAAACCAGAUAAGGCUGGUUGUAGUUUGGUUUUAAAUGGCAAUAAGUGAUUAAAUAGUAAAAUUUUACAAACUUUUUUUUUUUUUGCUAAAUAUCAAAUAUCUUUGGGUUCUGCACUACUGGAUGGACAAAAUGUGAGGAGGUCUCGGGAUUGUGAUAUUUUAUUUACAGGGUAAAUUACAGAGAAAAUUGAGUGAUACAACACUAACGACAGCAGUUUUAGUUGCAGCUCUACUGAGUUUUCUGCAGGCAAUAAUCAAAAUUAGUGGGAGACAAUCAAGAAUUAAGCUCAUU
Messenger RNA from Thalassophryne amazonica, 2819 nucleotides. It is a transcript of the gene kctd17, whose product is annotated as potassium channel tetramerization domain containing 17. The record is from RefSeq and is a predicted model, not a curated record. The transcript is spliced from 7 exons. Gene Ontology annotation, biological process: proteasome-mediated ubiquitin-dependent protein catabolic process; protein homooligomerization. Bases 105 to 1043 code for a protein of 312 amino acids. Gene Ontology annotation, cellular component: Cul3-RING ubiquitin ligase complex; cytoplasm. Lineage: Eukaryota; Metazoa; Chordata; Actinopteri; Batrachoidiformes; Batrachoididae. Gene Ontology annotation, molecular function: cullin family protein binding.